AUGGACCAAUGAGAUCUAUCAUGAGGCUGGACAACCUCAUAAUGGAGGCCAUAAGCAACUUGAGGGAACCUGGUGGCUCUAACAAGACAUCAAUAGCUACAUAUAUAGAGGAUCAAUACUGGGCUCCUCCAAACUUUAAGAGAAUAUUGUCUGCAAAGUUGAAGCAUAUGGCUGCAACUGGGAAACUUAUUAAGUUGAAACGCAAGUAUAAAAUAGCCGGAGCCUCCGCAUUAUCUGAGCGAAGAUGGAAUUCAUCUGUUUCUGCGGAAGGAAGGCUCAAGAUUUCUCCAAGAAUUGUCCAUGAUGACAUUGAUCAUAUCACAAAAUCUCAGAUUGAUGAUGUUGAGUUAGCUAAUUUGAGGAGUAUGACUCCACAAGAAGCCGCUGUAGCUGCUGCUCAAGCAGUCGCUGAAGCAGAAGCUGCAAUGGCUGAAGCUGCAGAGGCUGCUCGUGAGGCUGAUGCUGCAGAAGCUGAUGCAGAAGCAGCCCAGGCUUUUGCUGAUGCGGCAAUGAAGACACUGAAAGGAAGAAACACCCCCAACCUGAAUGUACAGAUGAUUCAUGCGUGAUGGGGUUCGAUCUGAUCACUAAAGAUUCUCUCGAACGAAACCUGGUUAAUUGUCUUCCAUGCACUUGAUCUAUCAUGUAAAUAUGGCAACCAGAUAUUUAGCCUAUAACAUGAGGGAGGGGGGAGGUAUUCCUCCAGGUGAGCCCGGCGCUCAUUGUCUUCUGUCGUCGUCGUCAUUUUUGGGGGUUAGCUGUAUGUUGAUUCAUUCUAUCCUAGGGGAGACGUUUGCUGGGAAAAAAAGAACAGAAAAGAAAAGGAGAAAGACCUUGCGGGUGAUAAAACUGAGAUCACAGUGUUUGGAUCCAUUGCUUUGUGUUAGUUUAAAAUGGAUGGCAAAUGUCUUUUUUGUUGUUGUAUGAAAAUAAUAAUAAUAUUAUUAUUUAUAAUAAUGCCUAUCAUGAAUC
This is a messenger RNA of Salvia splendens (bonfire salvia), 972 nucleotides long. RefSeq names its product telomere repeat-binding factor 1. Gene Ontology annotation, molecular function: double-stranded telomeric DNA binding. The transcript is spliced from 5 exons. The coding region runs from base 9 to 569 and encodes 186 amino acids. The record is from RefSeq and is a predicted model, not a curated record. Gene Ontology annotation, biological process: nucleosome assembly. Gene Ontology annotation, cellular component: nucleosome. Lineage: Eukaryota; Viridiplantae; Streptophyta; Magnoliopsida; Lamiales; Lamiaceae.